This is a messenger RNA of Patiria miniata (bat star), 4102 nucleotides long. RefSeq lists its product as uncharacterized. Bases 550 to 3591 code for a protein of 1013 amino acids. Lineage: Eukaryota; Metazoa; Echinodermata; Asteroidea; Valvatida; Asterinidae. Gene Ontology annotation, molecular function: protein binding. The record is from RefSeq and is a predicted model, not a curated record. The transcript is spliced from 27 exons.
CAUCAAAAAAAAUCACAACCCUCUGUUUCCUACCUAUACCUCCAUGCUCUACCGUACCGGUGGUAGUUGAGUCUCUUUAACGUUAGUUGAGGAAACCUUGUCUCGGGAAUUUAGGAAAGUGUUUGUCCUACUCCCAUUACCUUGAGAGUAUUUGGAAUAAGUAGAACAAUCAUCAGCAACAACAACACUUUGAAGUCAUCGUGACAAGCUGUGAGUGGAUAUUUAUAAAGACAGUCGAGGGAGAGAGUGCUCUUUUUGAAGCCAAAAGGAACCCAAUUUAAGCAACUGCCAUCCUUUGAAGAGUUUGCAAGUGGAUAGUCAAACUGCUAACUGCGAUACUGCACGUCACCUGCCAGAAAGAAAAAUCCCCUUGGAUGAUAUGUUGAAAGGCUUUUAUAUUGAACGUCAGCCACCAGAAAUAUUUUAAGCUUGACCGAUGGAACAGUGCUUGUCCAUCACUAGGUGAAUGGGACCGGUCCAUCACUACAGAGUUUUGUGCAGCUCGCUGUCAUUAGCUGUUGGGAACUACAGGGCUCUGGAAGCUCCGAGAUGGGUGACCGUCGGUAUUUUGUCGGCCGUAGUCCAGAUGAUCAGUUGAGGGAGAAAGCCCGGGCCUUACAGCUUCUGAGGGAGACUAAUCCGGAGUUCAGCCCCAGAAAACAGGGUUACAGCAGUCCUGCGUCCAUCAAGCAUAAUGACAUCCUCACCAAACCUUACUCCCCUGCAAGCCAGGGUCCUCCCCAGAGGCUGACGUGGUCUCAGGAGAGACACCGACUGGCCAGGGAGAAACAGAAACUACAGGAAGAGCAAGAGAGAGUCAUGCAGGCCAAGAAAAGAUGGAGCAUACCGUCACAUUAUAACGUGUUAGAUCCUAUUGAGAAGCGACCCCAUAGUAACGAGGAACGUUGGAAGUCGGACAUUGCCGACCUCAUCCUGAAAACACAGGAGCAGUUACCACAGAUGAUAGUCAACCUGCAGAAGAUGAAGGAGGAGCUUGACAAGGACAAGAAGGCGGUGGAAAAUCGCGACUUUCUCCUAGCAGCACCCAAAUCUUACAAACCCUGGCAAAUGGCUGAUUACUACCUGGUGAGGGAUGUGCUGUUAGAUCUUGUCGAUGAUGCGGUGGAGAUAAGCGAGAGCAAACCCAAGCCCCAGCCCUUCCAAGACAAACUCCAAGACCAAGUUGUCUCAGCAGCUAUGCGAGAAGUGGAUGCGGUUCGGCAGCAACAGUGUCAGGAGAGGGCGGUACAACUGCUCGCAGAGGAACUUAUUUUGGAGAUGACCAAUGUUGUAGCCAGACAAACAGCAGAGGAAUACCUCAGCAUAGAGCACUAUGCAUUAAGCCUGAAACAACAACUUGUUAUGCAGUCAGCAGAGGCUGCAGCAACAGGGACUCCUACGGGGAGAACUGAAGAGGACCCAGCAUACGAUCUUGUCACUGACACUUACAAUCAGAUGACCAAAGAUAGGAGCCAGAAUAGGAAAGACACAUGGGCCCACAGCCAGAGACUGCACCUCCUACCGACACAGUCCAAUCCAGAGCAGAGUGUGGUUCUGGCUCCGGAAGAUUCCCCUCCACUGAACCUGCUGCAUCUUCCAGUCAGGGUGGGCCGGCCACCAGUCCAGAGCCCCGAAAUGAAGCACUUCAGGGAACAAGAGAGUGCUUACUGGAAGAUGUUUUCCACAGAGCAAGAAUCCAUUUUAUUGACCAAGAAGGUACAGGGCGUAGCGACUGCCGCAAUAUCGCCGCACCAUAGAUUCCUGGCACUCGGGUGUGUGCGUGGGGAUGUGUUGGUCUACAACCUGAGCACUAGCCAGUUUCUUCCCAUUCGCUGUAUACAGAAUGAGAGUGCACAGACGGAUGCUGUCAUACACAUAGCGUGGAGUAUGGAUAGCAGUCGAUUGAUUACUGUCAACGAAACGGGCAUCCUGCAAGUCUGGUCCAUGUCUUCCGGAGGCGUCUCGCAGAAGGACAUCAGGGACCUAGAACUCAAGACUCAGCCAGGGAUGGCUGCUGCCUGCCAGCUGACUCAACUCCUGGCCCUCGAUGCUGACAAGUCUGACUUCAACUUCAAGGAAGGGCCUUUGCAAGAGACAGGGGCACAAACGUCUUCAGUCAGUCCAGAGAUAUCUGUCUUCCAUCCAACUCACACAUUGCUUGCCACACAGAAUUCAAUCGUAGUUGGUCUUGAGAAUGGUGAUAUUCUGAAGUGCAACAGUGCAUCGACUGAUGCUGACCAACCAAAUAUGGAAACAGCUUCGCAUUCUCAAGUGAAUCAAGAUGAUCAGGUGAAUUUCAUUGGUGAGAAUGUUCCCGCCGAGCUGUUCCGCUUUCAUAAGUCUCCACUCAUCUUCCUUGGCUUUGUGGGUUGCCAUGGCGGCAUGGUUUCCAUGGAUACCAGCGGGAUGGUCUGUGAGUGGCAGUGCAGCAGAGAAACGUUCAGUCAUUUUGGCUGGUAUGAACCUAGUGCCAAGUACCAGUUCGAGCUGGCAGAGAGGGUGUACGCGCCACGGCCGGACGAUGUUCCAAAGAUCCAUUUUAGCGACGAUGCGCUCACUGAGAAGAAGGUGAGCCGACAGGAGAGGCUUGCUGCGAGAGAGAAGGCCCAGCAGAGACUGGACAAGAUACAGAUGGAGGUGCUGUGGCACAGGGAAAUGAAUACAAGCUCCACAGUGCUCCAGGUCUACAUGCCUAGUAAGGUGCAACAGGCGGGCAGUGUCUUCCAUGGGAUUGUCAGACACGCAACUAUGGACCAGCUGCUCAAGCAUUACACAUACUUCUGCCGACCCGCUAAGAAUUUCUGCAGCCGUGUUCUGAAGGUUCACCAAUCCCCCUGUGGCAUGAAGCUAGUUCUCAUGGUUCUCUUCCCUGCAUUUUCCCCAAAAGGUCCGCACAUCUCGUUUGUGGAACUGAACUUGAAGGAAAUGCGCGUCGGCGAGAUGCGCAUUGAUGUGAGCCUCAGCGAGGACGAGUAUGAGAGAUGUCUUAAUGAUGAUGUCUGCAGCUUUGGGAUGUCGCCAGUAGUAGCAGUCACCGGUACCUCGUACCUGGUGGCCUGCAUCCUGGGCACGGUGCGCGUCUACUCCAUGGAGACGACCUUUCAGAUCAUGGCAACCACCUUGGAUAGCCAGAGCGGGUCAAAGAUCAAGAGGGCAUUCGCGGAGAGGUCAUCCGUGCUGGUGUCUAUGUCCAACGGAAACAUCAACAUCAUAACUUACGCAGCGAAAUACAACUCAGUUGACGUCUUGCAAUUGGGUGACAAGAACACUGUGAAGGCAAGACGACGGGUCUAUGAGUCAUUCUUGAAUUGGAAGAAGAAAAAAUCUGAGGUUCCCCCUGAGCAGCAGCUCCGGCGUGGCGUUUGGACCAUGGACGGCGACACGGACCGUAACGUGGAGCUGUUUGCCCGCAGAAUGGUACUGCAGCUGGCCGACGUGGCAGUCUACAUAUCCGAGGACUUGGAUGUGGACUCCAACCGAUUGAAGCAGUUUUGGAUCGAGGACAAGAACAAAGCCGAGAGCAAUCUGCUGCAGAGAAUUUUGGAGCAAAGGAGACAGAACUCGGCUAGCGGAAGUGAUCCCCAGAGGUGAAGGACUUCAAUCAGCUCUGUCAAAGCACUGCACCAGCCUGAUCAAGACUGGCUACGAGCCUCAUAUUAGGAGAUCAGAGACCAGACUCUAAGGGAGUAAGAUGUAGUGUGAUUUACUUGUGUUCCUGAUUACAGAAGGAGCUCGUAAAUGUAAACUGCUCCAUCAAAGUGAGGAAUAAGUCCCUCUGGCUGUUUGUGGUAACAGUUGCUCAAUGCAAAUGUAACUCUCUUACUCGGUCAAAUGCAAAUGUAACUCUUGUACAUUAUGUAAAGAGAAAAACAGCACAGGAAAUUAAACAGUUGACUGUAUUGCAUUUCACUUGGUCUUGUUUAAAUUGAAGGCUACACACUGGACAAGGCCCUCAUGCAUCCAUGCACGAAGGCAAUACCGCAUCAUCCGCAUGUACGUUUUUAUAUUUAAAGGUAGGGAAGAUCGAUUGCCAUUUGUGCAUUUUUUUCGUUUGAAGCAACAAAGGUCCUCAAAAUCUAAAGAAGGGUGCUUAACAACUGAC